CCGGCGGCCAGUGGGCGGGGAUUCGGCUGGUGCCGAUGUUGGAGCCGGAGAUGCUCGGAGCAGCGGAGAAGAGAGGAGACCCCCCGGGAUCCGGAGCGGAGAGGAGACCCCCGGAGACACCAUGUGGAUGCAACUGAUUUGUGCGGCGUGCUGCUGCUGGGGGCUUCUGGGGGCAGGCCUGGCUCUGCAGAUCCAGUGCUACCAGUGUGAAGAAUUCCAGCGAGAUGACUGCUCAGCCCCAGAAUUCAUUGUCAACUGUACAGUCAAUGUCCAGGACACGUGUCAGAAGGAAGUCAUGGAGAAGAGUGAUGGCAUAUUCUAUCGCAAGUCAUGUGCUUCAUCAGCCGCUUGUCUUAUCGCUUCUGCUGGAUACCAGUCCUUCUGCACGCCGGGGAAAGUCAAUUCCGUUUGUAUCAGCUGCUGUGACACGUCCCUCUGCAAUGGACCCCGCGCCAAAAGGAACCGGAGCGCCGCAGUGAUGCAUCAUGGGAGUUCCCCCGCAAUACUCAUGUCUCUAGUGGUGGGCCUGCUGACAAAGCAGCUAUAGGUGGGACUCAGGACUGCUCGCCCCCGGGCCCCCAGGAACUGAAAUUCUUGUUGGUUUGUUGGAAAAGCAAACAUGACAGGUCACCAAAAAUCUAUUUUGUUAUAUUUCUUGCUGGGCUCCAGUGAGAUGAAUCCUCCGUUGUAUUUUAAAACUGCACUUUAAUAAAGGCCAUUCUUUUUUGCGCACAGAGAAUAAAUGGAAGCAAAUGG
Molecule: messenger RNA, 756 nt
Organism: Rana temporaria (common frog)
Lineage: Eukaryota; Metazoa; Chordata; Amphibia; Anura; Ranidae
Gene: LYPD1
Product: LY6/PLAUR domain containing 1
Exons: 3
Coding region: 122-547 (141 amino acids)
Biological process (GO): acetylcholine receptor signaling pathway
Molecular function (GO): acetylcholine receptor inhibitor activity
Source: RefSeq, a predicted model, not a curated record